Messenger RNA from Rhinolophus ferrumequinum (greater horseshoe bat), 2062 nucleotides. It is a transcript of the gene EDAR, whose product is annotated as ectodysplasin A receptor. The transcript is spliced from 12 exons. The coding region runs from base 21 to 1415 and encodes 464 amino acids. Gene Ontology annotation, molecular function: signaling receptor activity. The record is from RefSeq and is a predicted model, not a curated record. Lineage: Eukaryota; Metazoa; Chordata; Mammalia; Chiroptera; Rhinolophidae. Gene Ontology annotation, biological process: positive regulation of JNK cascade; positive regulation of canonical NF-kappaB signal transduction. Gene Ontology annotation, cellular component: plasma membrane.
UAGCAGUCACUAAAAGGAGAAUGAAAGAAGUGCACAGACUCCCAAAGGUGAACCCACAGGAGAGGAUGGCCCACAUGGGAGACUGCAAACGGAUGCCCUGGCUCCCCGUCCUGGUGGUGUCUCUGAUGUGUUCGGCCAGAGCUGAAUACUCUAACUGCGGCGAGAAUGAGUACUACAACCAGACCACGGGGCUGUGCCACGAGUGUCCCCAGUGUGGGCCAGGGGAGGAGCCCUACCUGUCCUGUGGCUAUGGCACCAAGGAUGAGGACUAUGGCUGCGUCCCCUGCCCAGCGGAGAAGUUUUCCAAAGGAGGCUACCAGAUAUGCAGGCGCCACAAAGACUGCGAAGGCUUCUUCCGGGCCACCGUGCUGACGCCAGGGGACAUGGAGAAUGACGCUGAGUGUGGGCCUUGUCUCCCUGGCUACUACAUGUUGGAAAACAGACCCAGGAAUAUCUACGGCAUGGUCUGCUACUCCUGCCUCCUGGCGCCUCCCAACACCAAGGAAUGUGCGGGCGCCACUGCGGGGGUUUCUGCCAACUUCCCCAGCACCUCUGGCAGCAGCACACUCUCUCCUUUCCAGCACGCCCAUAAAGCAGAGCUGUCCGGCCAAGGACACCUGGCUACGGCCUUGAUCAUCGCCAUGUCCACCAUCUUCAUCAUGGCCAUCGCCAUUGUCCUCAUCAUCAUGUUCUACAUCAUGAAGACAAAGCCUUCGGCCCCAGCCUGCUGCACCAGCCACUCAGUGAAGAGUGUGGAAGCCCAAGUGAGCAAGGAAGAGGAGAAGAAAGAGGCCCAAGACAGUGUGGUGAUUUUCUCUGAGAAGGACGAAUUUGAGAAGCUGACGGCAGCUCCGGCAAAGACUGCCAAGAGUGAGAACGACGCCUCGUCUGAGAACGAGCAGCUGCUGAGUCGGAGCAUGGACAGUGACGAGGAGCCCGCCACUGACAAGCAGGGCUCUCCGGAGCUGUGCUUGCUGUCGCUGGUCCACCUGGCCAGGGAGAAGCCAGCCACCACCACCAAGGCGGCCGGGAUUCAAAGUCGAAGGAAAAAGAUACUGGAUGUGUAUGCCAAUGUGUGCGGAGUCGUUGAAGGUCUCAGCCCCACGGAGCUGCCAUUUGAUUGUCUUGAGAAGACGAGCCGAAUGCUCAGCUCCACAUAUAACUCUGAGAAGGCCGUUGUGAAAACAUGGCGUCACCUCGCCGAGAGUUUUGGACUAAAGAGGGAUGAGAUUGGGGGCAUGACAGAUGGCUUGCAGCUUUUUGACCGCAUCAGCACAGCAGGCUACAGCAUCCCAGAGCUGCUCACAAAACUGGUGCAAAUAGAGCGGCUGGAUGCUGUGGAGUCCUUGUGUGCAGACAUACUAGAGUGGGCCGGGGUCGUGCCACCUGCCUCCCAGGUGCCCACUACAUCCUGAAGAACAUACCUGCGGACUGUCUUUCUCGGGACGCACAAAGGAUCUAAUGGGGGCUCUGGAACUUCAAGUGGUGCCAACAGACUACCAAGAAUCAAGGCUUUUUCAGCUAUGUCACCAGGGUAUGCCUUAGGCUGUUCCAGGGAACAAGAGGAAAUGAGGACUGUCUUCCAGUCUAACUAAAGACGAAAGAUUAAAGCUAGGAUAUUCCCAGCUACCCACUGGCACCUCACCAGAUGAAAUGAAUAUGUAUUCAUCCAGCCAGCCCACCUGACAUUAUCUUAUUCAAGGAACACUGUUGGGUAUUCAAAUGAACCAAACAAUGUGGGGAUGACAGAGGUGAAGAGUCUGGUCCCUGUUUAAGGAGUUUACAACCCAGUGAGAGAUGGAAGGCAUGUCCACAAACCACUUUGCUAGAUGUCAAACAACCUGAAUGAGGGGAUUCUAAGGAAACGUAAUAAAAGUUCUAAGAGAGGGAGAUGGCUUCCCACUGAAGUGAUGAAGGAGGCAUCCUCGUGAAGAAAUCAGCUCAAAAGUUUGGUAAAAUGGCUACAAAAUGCAGAUACCCUACUCAAUGUAUUGUUUCAGGUUCAGCACAAGAGACUUCAUUAGGAUAACUUUACUUAUUCUUGAGGCCUACAAUUGCCAUA